AUGAGUUUUCUUCGAUUCGCAGCUCGCAAGUCACCGUUGGGUCAAGUGCUUUCGAGAUUCUCCUCAACAGGUCGAAGAUACACGAAGAAGCACGAGUGGGUUCUUGUGGAUAAUGGCGUCGGCACUGUAGGAAUCACCGAUUUUGCCGCGGAACAACUUGGUGAUUUGGUGUACGUCGAGCUUCCCCAAGAAGGAGAUGAAAUUUCACGUGGAGAUUCGACCGGUGCCGUCGAGUCGGUCAAAGCCGCUUCUGAUGUUUAUGCGCCAAUUUCCGGCACCGUUGUCGAAUUGAACAGCCGCCUUGAAGAGGAGGCGGGUCUCGUCAACAAAAGCCCGUUCGAGAAGGGAUGGCUGUACAAGCUGAAGGUCAAGUCCGCUGACGAGUUGAACGAGCUUCUAAGCGAAGAGCAAUACAAUGAAUUCAAACAGAAUGAGGAGGCAUCAGCGCAUUAA
Caenorhabditis bovis is the source of this 453-nucleotide messenger RNA. The record is from the annotation of a GenBank genome assembly. Lineage: Eukaryota; Metazoa; Nematoda; Chromadorea; Rhabditida; Rhabditidae.